Molecule: messenger RNA, 738 nt
Organism: Elephantulus edwardii (Cape elephant shrew)
Lineage: Eukaryota; Metazoa; Chordata; Mammalia; Macroscelidea; Macroscelididae
Gene: SFR1
Product: SWI5-dependent recombination repair 1
Exons: 4
Coding region: 1-738 (245 amino acids)
Biological process (GO): positive regulation of DNA-templated transcription; double-strand break repair via homologous recombination
Cellular component (GO): Swi5-Sfr1 complex
Source: RefSeq, a predicted model, not a curated record
AUGGCGGAGGGAGAGAGAAGUCAGGAUUUAAUUUCCAAGAUGGAAAGUUCCACGGACUCAGCUGUGAUUUCCCCCAGCACCCCGCAGGCCUGUGUGUUUCCUCCAUCUCCCCAAACAAACAGUUCAAAAAAACAACCAAUGAGUGCAACACUUCGAGAAAGAUUAAGGAAAACAAGAGCAUCAUUCAGUUCCUGUUACAGUGUGGUAAAACGUCUUAAAGUAGACAAUGAAGAGAGUGAUCAGAUUCCUUCAGAAAAACCAGUAUCUUCAACAGAAGAAAACUCUUUGGGAUCUCAAGAAACUUUUAAACACACAGACAGUGACUUUGAAGAAACUACAUAUUUGAAAAAUAGCUCUGAGAAUAUUAGUCUAUGUGAAUCUGAAUCACUUGGAACUGGAUCAUACAGUGCUUUCCAAAAUGAUUCCGUCAAUGAGAAUCUUCUCAAACAAGAACUACUGGAAGAAAAAUCAAAAUUGGUGAAGCAGAUUGAGGAGAAAGAAGACCUUCUUCGCAGGCUAAAACUAGUCAAAAUGUAUAGAUCAAAGAACGACCUCUCUCGGUUACAGUCGCUGAUAAAGAAGUGGAGACACUGUAGCCAGCUGGUGCUCUAUGAGUUGCAGUCAGCACUGUCUGAAGAAAAUAAGAAAUUAAGCCUCACUGACCUGAUAGACUACUAUGGGUUAGAUGAUAAGUUGCUACACUAUAAGAGAAGUGAAGAAGAAUUUACAGAUGUUUAA